This is a messenger RNA of Tinamus guttatus (white-throated tinamou), 1251 nucleotides long. RefSeq names its product gap junction protein delta 4 (gene GJD4). The record is from RefSeq and is a predicted model, not a curated record. Gene Ontology annotation, biological process: cell-cell signaling. Lineage: Eukaryota; Metazoa; Chordata; Aves; Tinamiformes; Tinamidae. Gene Ontology annotation, molecular function: gap junction channel activity. Gene Ontology annotation, cellular component: connexin complex.
AUGGAGCGCUUGGACUCACUGGGAUUACUGAUUAUCACACUCAACUAUAAUGUGACUGUUGUAGGAAAGAUCUGGCUAACAUUAAUAAUUCUGCUGAGACUGGCAGUGGUCGUGCUGGCAGGCUAUCCGCUCUACCAAGAUGAGCAGGAACGCUUCAUCUGCAACACCCUGCAACCUGGGUGCUCCAACGUUUGCUAUGACUUGUUCUCACCCAUAUCUCAGUUCAGGUUCUGGCUCUUUCAGACUGUGUCUAUCCUGCUGCCUUAUGCUGCUUUCAGCAUUUACGUUUUGCACAAGGUGGCCAUGCACAUUGUAAGGAUGCAUGGUUUGGCACAGGGACACAAAGGCAAUAAGUGUUUGCCUAGCCCCAAAGAACAGAAAAAACACAGUGCAAGUCCUGUUGCCUAUAGACUAGACUAUGACGCAGGCAGCCUGAGUGUCCUUGAUUUUUCAGAGGCAUACACUGUUCAGCUUUCUGUUAGGACACUAAUUGAAGCUGCCUUUGGAGCUGGGCAAUAUUAUUUGUUUGGAUUUUUUGUUCCUGAGCGCUUUUCCUGCUACCAUUCACCUUGUACAAGCACGGUGGAUUGUUAUAUCUCCCGGCCCACAGAGAAAUCCAUAAUGAUGAUUUUCAUGUGGGCAGUGAGCAGCCUGUCCUUCCUGCUCAGCCUUGCUGAUCUUGUCUGUGCUCUUCGGAUGAUGACAGCGAGGAACCGACAGAAGAAGCCGCUGGCAAACCUCCACGUGGAGGAUGCCCACGUUUCAGCUCUGCCUCCAGGACACUGCACUAGCUCUUCCCUAGCUCAACAUCAAGACCAGCCAGCACCAAAAGGCAGCCAGGGCAGUGACGGCUCCUGCUCCCUUCUCUCUGAAGAGGAAGGAGAGCCUGUUCUUCAUCCUGAAGUGGUCUCUCAGCAAACUGCCCACACUAAUGUUAACAGUAACAGCAAUAUGCCCUGUGUACUGAGAGAUCCUGCUGCUAAUCAAGGCGGCAUUGAAGGGCCCUUGUGUGCCGCUGAUCAGCAAGGCACUACGUGCAGGCAAGGGAGACCCGGGCUUCAGCAAGGUUUCAUUCAAGAUACCACCCUGACUUUGAGACCUCAGAACAAGUCUCACCUCGGAGUUUCCUCCUCUGUAGUUCAGAGCAAGCUUUUAGGUCAUUAUGAUUCAGCUGAGCUAAAAAAUUCUGAUGCACAAUCAAAUUAUAGCAGUACUAGUUGCCUGAGGUCAAAAAAAUCAGAAUGGGUUUAG